Messenger RNA from Aspergillus pseudonomiae, 1343 nucleotides. RefSeq lists its product as uncharacterized. NCBI's taxonomy places the organism in Eukaryota, Fungi, Ascomycota, Eurotiomycetes, Eurotiales, Aspergillaceae. Bases 226 to 1005 code for a protein of 259 amino acids. The transcript has a single exon. The record is from RefSeq and is a predicted model, not a curated record. Gene Ontology annotation, cellular component: cytoplasm; nucleus. Gene Ontology annotation, molecular function: ribonucleoside-diphosphate reductase inhibitor activity.
GCCGCCCAGCCUCCCAUUUCCGUCAUCAUCUUUUUCUCUUUUUCCAUUCCAGUUGUCGACUUGUCAUAGCCUGCAUUCUCUCUUAAAAUUUCUAUUGCUCCCACACGUUAGCGUCUAAGUGGAUCGGCCGCCUAGUGGACCUGAUAAAAGAGCAAAAGAAAGGUUUAAAAGAAGAAAGAACAAAAAUUUCUAUAACCUAUCGUCAACAAUCAAAAUACACCAAAUAUGCCUCCAUCACUUCAGAACACGACUAAAGAUAAUGAUCUGUCGUCCAAACGCAGACGAUUCCAACCACCGAUAACCUCCUUCUUCCCCGCAACAACAGAAACAGAUCACGCUGGUAGCUCCAGUGCCCCUCACUUAUCUUAUACCCACUACUCCACCACCACAUCCUCCCCCACCCCCGCCGUUGAUGCAAAGAUCCAAGCAUCGCUACUUUCAGUCGGCAUGCGCGUUCGCAAAUCAGUCGCAGAAGGGUACAAAACCCGAAUCCCCUAUUCGAAGGACAAGCCAACUCUCUAUACGAAAGAGACCCCGAUCGUCGGAGGUCCAACAGCCUAUCCCGAACUGGCACCCUUCUGCGGCAUGAUGAACUCAGCCGAAUCUGCAACUCAACCCAUGUCUCAUACCUCCUCGCUGUCCUAUAAUAAAAUGGAUCAACUCAUCACCGAUGACGGAGAUGCUUUCUCUCUCCCAUCAAGUAGCCAGGAAUCGAUUGAGUCGGUUCAGACAACCGCACAGAAGCGAUCAUACGACUGUGCCGAAGAUGAUCUCGAAGAUACGUUCGAUGAAAUGCCGACUCAUGCGGAGACAAACUGGCAGAACUUCUUGGACAUGGGUACAGGGAUGGACCCGGUGCCUGGCCGUACUAUCCUCACACCAAGUCUAGGGCAGCAGCGACGUCAGUUUGUUGCCAUGAAGACACAAACGAUUAUUGAUGUUGAUGAUUUUGAAGAACCCACCUUCCUUCGUAGGCGCGAAGAGGUUGAUAUGGAUCUAUCCUGAAUGGAGCCAAUGUGCCCGUGGUCUAGCUGGGAGGCUGGUCUAUAUCGUUUGCCAUGUUGUCUCCUCUCACUGGACCGUCAUUAUGUGGACAUGGUUGAUUGCUGCGCUAUCUGAUUGCCCCUAUGGGCACGGUAUGAUUAUUGGAUUGGCUCUAGUCAUUCGCCCCGAAUCCCUGAGCUUCUGGUUAAGUUGAGGUCGGCGUUCGAAUGUUUCCUUCAAUUAUCUCCUCCUGUUAUACGUUGAAACAACAUUUGUUACUUUUGAUUAUCGUCAAGCGAUUGUAUAUACAUAUACCCGCAUUGGUUGGAUGGUUAUGCCAACUGUACCUUGUGACUAUG